This is a messenger RNA of Rotaria socialis, 1491 nucleotides long. NCBI's taxonomy places the organism in Eukaryota, Metazoa, Rotifera, Eurotatoria, Philodinida, Philodinidae. The record is from the annotation of a GenBank genome assembly.
AUGCGCCCGACAAGUAGAGUCGGGCAACAGCCAGUCAUUUGGCUUUUGUUCCUCUUACGUUUAAGAAAAUUCAUUCGACUACGAUAUUUAUUAUGCAUAUUUUUACUGCUCAUCAUCAUUACUUAUUUGCGUCUUAAUAAUUCUGAUCCUUCUUAUCCAAUAAAACCUAAUAGAGAUAAACUGACUGAUAUUGACAAUAAAAUUUUACCUCGUGCAGAAAAUAUUAAUAAUGAUAAUGAUCAUCAUCUUGUAGACAAAUGUAAUUUUGACGCAACAGAAUCUAUACUUCGAUAUAAAUCUUUAAAAGCUUCGAAUGAUGAUACCAAUGAUAAUCGUGCUAGACCCACAAUUCAACGUUUACAUUCACUUUUUUCAAUACUUAUUUCUACCGAAGAAAAAUAUCGAAAAGUAUUAGAAUAUCUUGGCGUAUUUCGUUUUACUGAUUUGUAUAAUACUCUAAUUCCAUUUGCAAACAAUACUCAACGUUUACAUGAUAUUUACUGUCAUUUCCAACGUUAUAUAACUAUAUCAGAUAAUGGACAUAUUGAUAUUGCACCAAAUUUCAUUAAUUAUUUGAAGCAAGUAUCCAAUUAUUUAUCAGAUGGUUUUACCAGUGAACAUUCCCUAUGGACUAAGACACCGAUAAAUGAUUUAAAGAAACCGGUUAUUAUUCUUGGAGCUAACUCACGUUUUUAUGACACAUUUCAAGCAUCAAUGCGUACAGUUAAUCAAUAUUUUUUGAAUUCUACCAUUGCUAUAUACGAUCUUGGUUUUGAUGGCAAUCAAUUAAAUAUGAUUAAAGAAAAUUGUGAACGAUGCAUAAUAAUUGGAUUUCCAUUUCGUGAAAUAGAAUCGGUCGCUCCUCAUGUUCGACAAUUACCAAAUUUUGCUUGGAAACCUAUUAUUGUUCAGGAUGCUGUACGACGUUUUGGUACUAUAAUUUACGGUGAUACAUCAGUUCGUUACUUAACCUCAGAUUUCAAUCGUAUAAUAAUUGAUAAUUUAAUACGAGGAUUCGCAUGUCGGGAAUUACCGGAUCAUUAUCUAUCAUGUUACACUUUAGGCGGCACAUUUUCAUGGUUCAAUGAGACCAAUUCUGCGUUCGAUGAUAUUUAUAUAGCUGAAGCAGGUUUUGUUGCUGUUACAGAUAAUUUUCUUUCGCGUCUUGUACUGAAAACAUGGGUGACAUGUGCACUGGAUGGAAAUUGCAUAGCACCAUCAAAUUCUAGAACUCAAUGUAAACGUCUGGUUGGGGCCGGAUCAGGCAUACAUCGUUAUGAUCAAUCAGCUAUGGUUGCUGUAUUGUCUUUUUAUUUUUUUCAAAGUUCACGUAAAAACGAUAGAACUGAACCAGCACCUUACGAUAUGUUUUCAUCCAUACAAAAAAAAGUAGCUGAAGUUCGACGUUUUGAAGGUGAUCAUGGUUAUUUUACACAGAGAAAAAAAGUUGAACCUGAACAGAACAAAACAAUUCCAAUACACCAUAGAUAG